Trichomonas vaginalis G3 is the source of this 846-nucleotide messenger RNA. RefSeq names its product importin beta family. The transcript has a single exon. The coding region runs from base 1 to 846 and encodes 281 amino acids. Lineage: Eukaryota; Parabasalia; Trichomonadida; Trichomonadidae. The record is from RefSeq and is a predicted model, not a curated record.
AUGGAUGAUGCGGCCGAAUUUUUAAAGAAGACAAUUGAAACUACUCCAUGGAAUGAAAUUUUUAUUUAUGCAAAUAAAAUUAUACAAGAUCCAACGAAAUCACAAGUAGGACUUCACAUAUGGAACGAAAUAUAUCAAUUUUAUACUUCAGAUGAUUCUAGGCAAGCUUUAUUUCAUAUUUUUACAAUUUGUAAUGAAAUUCUUACAUCUUCUACUCAUCCAGAUGAUCAGAAUGAAGCACUUAAUUUCCUUCAGUUCCAUCUUGUUCGGAUUGAAGAAUAUCUUUCAGAAGAAGAGAAAAAUAUUGGCGAACAAAUUAUUACAACUGUUCAAAACGAAAUACACAGUAAUUUAUACUCAAACCAUAAUGAACAAGAGUUAAACUCAUACAUACGCAUAGUUUGCAAUUUAGUUGCUGAAUCUCCAGAAUUUAUCCAAGAAUCUAAGUCAGAUUUUUUACAAAUUGCAAUUUCGGCAUGUUCAGAUGACUCCAUACCUAUUAAAUUGCGUAUUUCCAUGCAUAACAUCAUUGAAGCUUUUGCUGAAAUAAUUGCAUUAGAAAAUAGAGAAGAAAUUCCAAUGAUUAUCAACAAUUCGUGCAAUCUAGCAAUAGAAGCAUGCAGAAAUGAUCUCGAUUACAACUUCCCUCUUUCAUUUUUCUAUGGUUUAUCAAAAUCAUUCAGCGAUGAUGCGGAAGAACUGUUCCAAAUCUUCAUGCAGAUUGUUCAGGAGCUUACAACUAAUGAUGAUGGUGAUGAAUUGAUGAAGACAUGUUGCAAGAAAGUCUCUCUUUUGAUACUUCGUUCAAUUUCUGAAGGUUUUCAAAAAUUAUUGCAGAAAACAUAA